Molecule: messenger RNA, 600 nt
Organism: Hirsutella rhossiliensis
Lineage: Eukaryota; Fungi; Ascomycota; Sordariomycetes; Hypocreales; Ophiocordycipitaceae
Exons: 1
Coding region: 1-600 (199 amino acids)
Source: RefSeq, a predicted model, not a curated record
AUGUCUCUCAACAUCACGGCAGCCUCGAUGGAAGGGGUCAACCAUGGGCCCUACCUCCCGACACCUCCACCCACUCCCGCUGUACCGCCCUCUUCUCCUGCCUCGCCCACUUCUGAUGGCCCCAGCGGCCUGCCGACUCCUCCCGACUCUCGCCCCAAUUCACCGGAGUCUGGUAUCAAUGGCCCUACGGCAGCGGCGGCGGCAACCCAGGCGACCGUCUCGGUGGCAGCAAGCCAGGCGAUGAGAACUCCUCGCCGCCCAACCGGCGGAUCUGUCUACACGCCCGUCCGCAACUUCAGCGGCGCCGGCCAGUUCAAGAGGUGCCUGCGAUGCCUCAGGAAUGUGCCCCUGAAGUGCAUGGCCGACCACAUGAAGGUGCACAACAUGGAAGGGUCGGGAAGCGUCCUAGUCCCUGAGGCGCGCCGCUGCGCCAACUGCGUCUCCAAGCAUCGCGAGUGCCGCGUCAAGUUCAACCCCAGCGAAAAGGGCUGCAACACGAUUCGCUGCCGCUGCUGCCUCAAGUACAAGGAGAAAUGCGACUUUCGCUCCCGCUACCACGUCAGGCAGGUCAACAAGCUUACUAUUCAUCCUGCGCUGUAA